This is a messenger RNA of Microbotryum saponariae, 1245 nucleotides long. The record is from the annotation of a GenBank genome assembly. NCBI's taxonomy places the organism in Eukaryota, Fungi, Basidiomycota, Microbotryomycetes, Microbotryales, Microbotryaceae.
AUGCCUGCGAGGGGCGAAGACCUUGGGCCACUUCUCGAUCGGGACGCUGACGCGCGGAACUCGGUCACGCCUCCGCAGCUCGGAUUGCUGUUGUGGUGGAUCGUCGACGACAACAGCAAGCAGUACAUGAUCGAUGAGGUGUGUGUGGUACUGGGGAUGGAUUUCUGCCUUUGGCGGCGAGGUUGACAGACAUCCCCUUCUAUUCUCGGUGUCUGCGCCGCUGUCUAACAGGCGACCGUCGGUGGGUUUGCUUCAAUUGCGCUUGCCGAGGACCUGGACCUCCGCUGACCUCUUACGUUGACUUUUGCUUUGCGAUGGACCAGUUUUCAUCUCCGACGUUGGAGCUGCACACAAGGGACUUUUCAUUCCCGGCACCGCUCUCACAUUCGUCUUUUUCUCGGCGACCCUCUUGACUGAACGAUGGUUCCGACACAUUCGCCGCAUCCCCGGUGCGCUGAAGAAGAAGGAGACGGUGUACGACAUCGUGUGCUGCGUGUUUGGUAUCUUGGGUGGACUCGCUCUUAUGCUGCUCUCGUGAGUUUCGGCGAAGCUGCAUUCCGGCCUCAAGGAUCAGAGCGACAGGAAGCUGACCAAUCUGUUGAGCUUGGCAGGAUUUUCGACGCCUUCAACCACUCGACGGCUCACUGGACGCUGACGCUCGUGUUUGUCGUCUGCAUCGCGCUCUCGGCCAUCUUCCAGACGCUUGAAGUCAUGUCCCUCGAGCGUGACCACGUCGACCGAAACCACCUUCGCCGCAACGCCAUCAUCAAGCUCGUCAUCGUCAGCGUCGCCGUCGCUGGCGCGAUCGGCUUUGGUGUCACCUACGGCAUCUGCGCCGGCGCAAACAACGACGUCGCACCCACGUCGCGCUGCAACGUCGUUCAGUCGGCCGCGGCCUCGCUCGAGUGGUUCAUUGCGUUCCUCUUCUUCCUCUACAUUUGCACCUUCAUUCUCGAUCUCCUGCCCGCUCGCAAGACGUGAGUUUCUCUCACGGGCUGAAUCGCUCUUUUGCUGUCUCGGAACACUAAUCGGCGCCCUAUUCAUCGCUGCCACAGUGAGGGCCACAAGUUCCACCCUGGAUUGAUCGAGGCGGACAAGUCCAAUGUGCUGCACGAGCACAAGGACGGCCGACCCGGAGCUCCUGGAGGUCUUGACUCACCCGUCCGACGUGCGUCCGAAGAUGAUCACUCGCUCGGCCCUCGCGUCGGCCGGACCUCGGGAGAUCAGGGACUCCAGCAGGUUUGA